This is a messenger RNA of Puccinia graminis f. sp. tritici CRL 75-36-700-3, 1155 nucleotides long. RefSeq lists its product as uncharacterized. The transcript is spliced from 8 exons. The coding region runs from base 217 to 732 and encodes 171 amino acids. The record is from RefSeq and is a predicted model, not a curated record. Lineage: Eukaryota; Fungi; Basidiomycota; Pucciniomycetes; Pucciniales; Pucciniaceae.
GACAAGUCAUAGGUAUCACCGUAUCUUUAUGCUCAUCAUCAAAGGCGGAUAUCAAAGCGAUGUGGUGUGACUUAGCGUGUUGAGUUCUGGUCUAUCUUGUUCUCGUUAAUCCAGCUUGGCACUCUCCUCUCAUCUGCCCAUCUCCUCCUUUUCCCUUGAACCAAUCAACCUCUCAAUCAAUAUUUUCCUCCUCAAAAGCUGCUUUUUUCCAUCAUCAUGCCAGCUGAUCGUUCCAAUCAAAAUAAAGGUCGAAAGUCAAUCUUCUGCACCGCUUGUAAGAUGGUCAAAGACCUCGAUCAGUUCGACGGCCAUCAGCUCACCAAGCGGUUCGGAAUCAAGCAAUGUGCUGAAGAGGAGGAGAAAAAGAUCCCGAUCGAGUACGAUGCCGAGCAGGAAAAGAGCAGAGCGAUCGAGAGACGCGCGCUCUUGAAGAAGAUCUGGUGUCGGAGAUGCAUGCCGCAACAGACGAACGAGUUCUACUGUAGUGACUGCGAACAACGUCUGCCCAGGGCCAAAUUCGCCCAAGCCCAAUUAUCGAAACACAAGUCAGACGAAGACAGGUUAUGCAAAGAUUGUGCGAGCUUGACGAUGCAGAAAGUCGAAGCUGUGCGAGUUGGAGAGGAGUAUGAAGCUGAUGAGAUCGAGAACAAAUUGAAGGAACGAAGGAAGGCUACUUUGAGUAAGACUAGUAAUAAUCCUGAAUCCGAUAAUCAACCGACAGAAUCGGCCUGAAGAAUAACGCUUUCGAGGAGUAUUGACAACUAAGAAUGAUCUAGCGUCUUCCCUUUAUCUGGUUCCAUUCCCUCUCUCUUUCUCUCUAUUUUCUUUUUGGAUGUCAUACUGCAUGCAGACCCUUCGUCACAAGAGCCUUUUCCGAAAAAAAAUAAUAUUUUAUUGUUUUUACCAUUGGUGACUUCCUUAUGUGUCAGUGUAUAUAUAUUAUGCCCCUCUAUGUUCUCGUAUUCUGUAGGUUGAGAAAGGUCAAGACAACUCUUGACACUUUUCCUACGCUCUCAUUCAGACCAAAAUAUCUAUAACAGUCAUUCUUGGCUAGAGAAUCACCCAUUAACAAAUAUCAUCAGUGAUCAUUGUUCUUUUUUCAUUUUUUUUUUCGGUUCCUCUUUCGACUUGAAAAAUGAAAGGAUGUAGUGUGUG